CACAACAAAAAUUGAAUGAACAAUUAAUUGUAGAUGUGCAAGAAGAAAUCAAAAGGUUUAAAGAAACCAAUGGAAUAGUUCCCAAAAAUAGAAAAGGAAAACAAAAAGCAAUUCCAGAAACUAUACCAGAUACUUCUAGAAUAGGAAGAUUUGUUAAAGAAAAUCUUACACAAUUGGAAAGAUUAAGAUAUAGACUUCAAACUAUUGAAGAUAACUACAAAUACGUAUCAAACUUACCAGAUGAAGAGUUAGAAAGUCAUCUAGGAACAGAACAACAAAUAGCAAUAAGAAACUUCUUAAUAGAAUCAAAAUUCUCAAGUGAAAAAGUAAGAAAACAAUUUCAGGACAAAUAUAAAGAACUAUUAGCAUCAUCAUUAGAAAAUCAAGGAAAAAUGCAUGAUGAUGAUGAAGUAGAAAAAAGGUUUGUAGAAGACCAAAAACUAAUAAGAGGAAAACCACAACCUGAACCAUUCCCACCAGAAGGUGCUACUCAUAAUAGGUAUAUACCAAAAGAAAAUACCUAUAGAGAAAGACCUGUAUCUCCAACUUCUAGUGAAGAAGACUUUAAUCUCAAAAGUAGAAAUAUAGGAGAAUGGCUAAAAAGUCAAGCAAAAGAACCACCUAGGCCAAGCUCUCCAAUAAAAGAUUUUGUAAAUAAAAAUAUUAAUGAAAUAAAUCUAGAAGAUGAUGAAGAAGAAUUUAAACUUCAGAAACCACCUGUAAGGUAUAAAAGAACAAGAACAGUUGUAUCAACUGAUACGAAUUUAUCAUCCACAAAUGGAGAUAAAUGGAAAAGAGAAAGAAAUAUUAGAAGAAAACUCUUUCAAGAAAGUAGAAAAGAAGAAAUAACAUCUGAAGAUGAAAAAGAAAUGAAUGAAUUGGAUAACAUCAUAGAAGAUGAUGUAAAUGAUUAUUAUGAAAAUAAAUAUAAUAAUCAAGAAGAAAUAGGUGAAUCCUCAAAACCAAUAAGAUAUGAGAAUGAAAACACUAGAAUAUUAGAAAUACCAUGGAAUGGACAAACAGCACAAUACCCUCAAAACUAUGAAAGUAUUCAACAUGAAUAUGAAAGUGAAAAAAAAGAAGAAACAAAUAAAGGGUAUGGAAUAGUAGAAACAGAUGAAAAAAAUGAUAAAGGAAAACAGGUAGAUUAUAAGGUAUUCUGUAAUGAAAAUACAGAGAUACCCCCUAUGAAUAUAGGACAUAUCAGGAUAGAAAACUCUGUAGAAAAUGGGUAUAUAGGAAUAAUCGUCCAACCUGGAAUAGCAAAUGAUAAUCACAUAAUGAUAAUGAAUAUAUCGAGUAGAAAUGUGAAAUUUAACAAAGGACAAUAUAUUGGAAAUGUUGAAAAAAUACAGAAAAAUGAUGAAAUUUUUCUCACAAAAUUACCUGAUCUGAAAGAUCAGAGUGAAAAAGAAAAAGAACGAAUCUUAAUUCUAAGGAAUCAAUGUGAAAUGACUGGAGGCCCAGGAACAUGGGAACAAAUUGGCCAUAUUCUUACAGAAUAUGUUGAUGUUUUCAGAGAAAAACAAGAAUAUGCAACAAAAGUUAAUACUGAUGAAAUACCUCCAAUAGAAUUAAAUUUGAAAAAUGGAAUGAAAGAAAAUGAAAUACCAAUGCACGAAAAAAGGCAAGCAUUGAGAAAAUAUAGUGAAGAAGAUAAAAAAGUUAUCAAAGAAAUGCGAGAUGAUUUAAUGAAAAAUAAUAUUAUAUUCAGUGGAAAUACUGAAUGGGGAAGUUCUGCACUAGUAAUAACCAAAAAAGAUGGAACAAAAAAGAUUGCAAUAGAUUAUAGAAAUUUAAACAAAUACUUAGAACAGUAUAGAGAACCAUUACCAGACUCCAAGCAAAUGUUGCAAACUGUUAGUAGAUAUAAAUACUAUAUAACAAUGGAUAUAAAAUCAGCAUAUUGGCAAUUGGUGAUGCAUGAAAACUCAAAGAAAUAUACAGCUACAACUUUCGCAGAGUAUGGAACAUACUGUUGGCAUACAUUACCAUUUGGAAUUAGCAUGGCACCAGCAUACUUAAUACGUGCAAUGAACAAAAUAUUAGGACACUUAGACUAUGUAGUAAUCUACAUGGAUGACUUU
Molecule: messenger RNA, 2087 nt
Organism: Cetraspora pellucida
Lineage: Eukaryota; Fungi; Glomeromycota; Glomeromycetes; Diversisporales; Gigasporaceae
Source: the annotation of a GenBank genome assembly